Annulohypoxylon maeteangense is the source of this 1793-nucleotide messenger RNA. RefSeq names its product DUF124-domain-containing protein. The record is from RefSeq and is a predicted model, not a curated record. NCBI's taxonomy places the organism in Eukaryota, Fungi, Ascomycota, Sordariomycetes, Xylariales, Hypoxylaceae. The transcript has 5 exons. Bases 382 to 1557 code for a protein of 391 amino acids.
UACAACUCUCCAGCUUCAUUAAUGAUUGGACAAAUCUCAUCGACGCCGAGGAGCUGGUCAAGCUGUAUUUAGCACAGCCUACCUAUCUGCGGGAUCUCCCUUUCGCAGGGAUAAGGAGUACAUAUGUAUGCAGCCAGCUCGCCUUAUAGGAUAAGAUGGCGACCCAAAAAGUGGCCAUCUGUCACCGUCGAGUCUCUUCACCUAUUUACCUCCCCUUUUUGACCCUAAAACUGCGAUUUUCUGAAAACUUCAUCUAAAGCUAUCUUGUUGAAAACCACAUAUCCCGAGUUAGUUGAGCUAUUCCGCUUUGCAUCUCCAUAUAAUAGAAGCACGGCAAAGAGUAUUCUCUAUACUCAAAAACUCAAGAAGUGUUGAACCAUCAUGUCUGGCCAAUAUUAUCCUCCGCCCCCUGGUGCGGCUGGAUCAACAGCACCCCAAAAGAGUUAUCCGCCACCACCCACAUCUCCUCCCGCAAACCAGACGAAAUUUUAUCCUCCGCCGCCUGGAACUCCCAGCUACCCUCCUCCACAAACUCAAAGCUAUCCCACUCCUCCACAACAAUCAUAUCCAGCACCCCCACAGCAGAACUAUCCAGCGCCACCACAACAGGCUGUAUCUCCGCCACCCAAGAUCGGAACACCAGUAUACCAACCCCCACCUUCCCAGCCAGCACAACAUGCCUUGCCCAUUCGGAACGAUGGCGCAAUGACACCACCAGGCAGUGCUGCACCAGCAUAUGGAGACGUAGUCUCUAACCCUCCCGAGGGGUUCCCGAACGAGAAAGCGCAAAGCAUUCUAGGGACGGGACCGAAUCACUCGCGGACCACCUCAAAUGCUGCUGGACCCUCGCAUUUCCAGGGUGCCGCAGCGACUCUAGACGACGUGGGUACAUUCAAUGGUGGAUCAUAUCGCAUCAGUCACCGAGACUGCAACACGAUUAUCACGAUUCAGCUGGCAAUGGGGUGUCCGAUAAGCGCAAAGCCGGGUGUACUGAUCGCCAUGAGCCCGACAAUCACGCUGAAGGGCGAGUACAAGUUCAGCAUGAAGAAGUUGAUGGCCAGCGGCGGCGAGCUCGGUCACUCGACCUUCAUUGGUCCUGGUGAAUUGUUACUUGCCCCUAGUAUGCUCGGCGACAUGACCACCAUCCGUCUAACGGGCGACGAGUCCUGGAGCGUCGGAAAAGACUCGUACGUGGCCAACACCCAGGGCGUCGUUCGCGACUACAAGCGCCAGGGUCUCGGAAAGGCUAUGUUCAGCGGGGAGGGGCUGUGGGUCCACAAGAUCAGUGGUAUCGGUCUACUGUGGAUCACCAGCUUCGGCGCUAUCAUCCGCAAGGACCUCGCUGAGGGUGAGAGGUAUAUCGUCGAUAACGGUCAUCUGGUCGCGUGGAAUGUGAAGUACGUCAUGGAACGUGUGGCUAGCGGUGGUAUUAUGGGUGGGCUUGCUAGCGGAGAGGGCCUCGUCUGCAAGUUUACGGGUCCGGGCACUGUGUUCUUGCAAACAAGGAACCCGAGAUCUUUUGGCGCUUAUAUGGCGGGUAACGCUGCGCCGCCGUAAUUAUUACCGUUUGGAUAUUCAAGGCAAUAUUCGAUAUUUCUACAAAUGGGAUAUAUUUCUAGUUACGUUUGCAAAAUACCAGUGCCGGGCAGCUCAUGUAUUGGAUACCUAUUUUACUUUCACUUCUACGUUGGGGAAAUUAAAAUGUGAAUGAUAAUAACGAAGCAGGAUUGCUUUUGUGAAUUGACUUCAAUUAUAACGUACUUUUACUUGAUAUAGCAUCAUGAUUACUGACC